Molecule: messenger RNA, 780 nt
Organism: Coffea arabica (coffee)
Lineage: Eukaryota; Viridiplantae; Streptophyta; Magnoliopsida; Gentianales; Rubiaceae
Source: RefSeq, a predicted model, not a curated record
AUGGCCGCUCUCCGGCAACCAUUCGGAGGGCAAUCUGAUAUAACUUUUCCUACCUUUAACAAAAAAUCAUUCUCUGAGCUAUUUGAUAAUACGGUAACGUCGAGACCUACGUUCAAAGUCAAUGCCAAGGUGUCGUCUCAUAGAGGUGAACCAGCGAUUUUGUUUGCACAAGCAGGUCUGGAGAUGUUAGCUACGCCAUAUAAGUUUGCUUUGGUGGGGAAAUUCUCGAAGGGAAGGCCUAAGAUAGAGGAUUUGAGGAAGUUUUUCCACUCGCUUGAUCUAAAAGAGGAAGCUUCGGCUGGUUUGAUGGAUUCCAGACAUGUUUUAAUAAGGCUGGGCACAGAGAUAGAUUUUCAUAGAAUAUGGGCAAGGGGUAUCUGGUAUGUUUUUGGGAUGCCAAUGAGGGUUUUCCGGUGGUUGCCAGAGUUUCAUGUUGACCGUGAGCCAUCAGUAGUUCCAAUAUGGUUCCAAUUGCCAAAGCUACCAAUUCAUUACUUUAACAAGGAAUGCUUGUUUCAAAUUGUUUGCUGUGUGGGCAAGCCACUAUUUGUUGAUGCAGCCACGGCUUCUGGCUCUCGUCCAAGUGUGGCGAGAGUCUGUGUGGAGAUUGAUUCGCUUAAGUCGUUUCCAGGUAGAGUAUGGAUUGGCAAUGGGGAUCAUGGGGGUUUUUGGCAGCACUUGGUUCCAGAAAAUAUCCCUAGGUAUUGUUCCCAUUGUUUUUGGCAAGGACAUGAUCAGGUUGACUGUCGUUUCCUCCACCCAGUAUCUCGGACAGAAUAG